Molecule: messenger RNA, 7367 nt
Organism: Zootoca vivipara (common lizard)
Lineage: Eukaryota; Metazoa; Chordata; Lepidosauria; Squamata; Lacertidae
Source: RefSeq, a predicted model, not a curated record
AGAAUUAAAAGGUAAUUAACAUUUGCAGAAUGAAAAGAUGGCACAAGCACACCUCGCACCGCCAGGACCCGACUGCUUCUUCCGAUUCACGCGGGAGUCCCUUGCAGCAAUUGAGCAAAGGAUUGCUGACGAAGAAGCAAAACAGAAGACUGAUCAGGAGCAAAAGGAUGAGGACAGUGAGGAAAACAAGCCAAAGCCAAACAAUGACUUGGAGGCAGGGAAGACUUUGCCUUUUAUUUACGGGGAUGUCCCCUCAGGAAUGGUGUCGGAGCCCUUGGAAGACCUGGAUCCUUAUUAUGCAGAUAAAAAAACAUUUAUAGUAUUGACUAAAGGGAAGGCCAUUUACAGAUUCAACGCCACACCUGCCUUGUACAUGUUAAGUCCUUUCAGUAUACUUAGAAGAAUUUCUAUAAAGAUUUUGGUUCAUUCAUUAUUCGGCAUCUUCAUCAUGUUCACUAUUCUGACAAACUGCGUGUUUAUGACCUUGAAAGAUCCUCCUGAGUGGACAAAGUCUGUAGAAUACGCGUUCACUGGAAUUUAUACAUUUGAAUCCCUCAUUAAAAUUUUUGCAAGAGGUUUCUGUAUAGGUAGUUUUACUUUCCUCCGAGACCCCUGGAACUGGCUGGAUUUCCUUGUCAUUUCAUUUGCGUAUAUAACAGAAUUUGUAGACCUAGGCAAAGUUUCAGCUCUUCGAGCUUUCAGAGUGUUGAGAGCUUUGAAAACUAUUUCUGUAAUCCCAGGUCUGAAGACCAUUGUGGGGGCCCUAAUUCAGUCAGUGAAGAAGCUCUCAGAUGUCAUGAUCCUGACAGUGUUCUGCCUGAGUGUAUUUGCACUAAUAGGGUUGCAGCUGUUCAUGGGCCACCUGAGGCAAAAAUGUUUGCUUUGGCCCCUAAGUAACGAUUCUGCUGAAGAACCGUACUUUGCGCAAUACUACAACGCAGGAAUAAUCGACUGGGAUAAAUACAUUGGCGACACAGAACAAACAAAACAUUUUUAUACUUUGGAAGGAUCGCCGGAUCCCUUGCUUUGUGGUAACGGCACAGAUGCUGGCCAGUGCCCAGAAGGAUAUAUAUGUGUAAAAGCUGGCCGAAACCCCAACUAUGGCUACACAAGCUUUGAUACCUUCAGCUGGGCCUUCUUGUCACUCUUUCGGCUGAUGACUCAGGACUACUGGGAAAACCUGUACCAGCUGACUCUGCGUGCUGCUGGCAAAACGUACAUGAUCUUUUUUGUCCUGGUGAUUUUCCUCGGCUCUUUCUACCUGAUCAACCUGAUCCUGGCUGUUGUUGCCAUGGCCUACGAAGAGCAGAGCCAAGCCACCAUGGAAGAAGCAGUGAGGAAGGAGGCUGAAUAUCAGCAGAUGCUGGAGCAGCUGAAAAAGCAACAGGAAGAAGCCCAGGCAAUAGCAGCCGCAGCCGCUUACAAAGACUUUAAGGAUGAUGGCGCACUUGGAAGACUUUCCCAGACUUCUUCGGAAAUGUCGAGGCUGAGCUCCAAAAGCGCUAAAGAAAGAAGGAACCGGAGGAAGAAGAGACGGCAGAGAGAACUGUCUGUAGGAGACGAGAAAGCGAACGGCAAAAAGUUUCCAAAAUCUGAGUCUGAUAGCAGCAUCAAAAAGAAGGGGUUUCAGUUUUCCCUGGAAGGAAACAGGCUCACAUAUGAAAAUAGGGUCACCUCUCCAUACCAGUCAAUGCUGUUUUCCACGAGGCGGAACAGCAGAGCAAGCUUUUCCAGCGUCAGAGGCCCGACCACUGAAGGGGGCUCGGAUGCCGAUAGCGAACAGAGCACCUUCGACGACAACGGGAGCCGUAGCGGUUCCUAUUUCAUUCUACGCAGGCAUAGCGAGCGAUGCGGAAGUAACAUGAGCCAGACCAUGUUCCCUGUGUUUCCAGUGAAUGGGAAGAGGAACAGCAGUGUGGACUGCAAUGGGGUGGUAUCCUUGGUAGGAGGACCCCCGGCACUCCUGUCGCCCACUGGACAGCUUCUCCCAGAGAGCACUGCUUCUGAAGUAGAUAGCAGAAAGAGGAGGUCAAGUUCUUUUCAGAUACCAAUGGAUUUACUGGAAGAUCCUGCUAUAAGGCAAAGAGCAAUGAGUAUAGCAAGCAUAAUCACAAAUACCAUGGAAGAACUUGAAGAAUCCAGGCAGAAAUGUCCACCAUGUUGGUAUAAAUUUGCCCACAGUUACUUGAUUUGGAAUUGCUGCAAUACUUGGUUGAAAAUAAAGAAAAAUGUUCAUUUCAUUGUUAUGGAUCCGUUUGUCGAUCUUGGCAUCACCAUCUGCAUUGUCCUGAAUACAUUGUUUAUGGCCAUGGAACAUCAUCCCAUAGACGACGCCUUCAAGAAUGUUCUAUCAAAUGGAAACCUGGUCUUCACCGGGAUCUUUACCGCAGAAAUGGUCCUCAAGAUAAUAGCCAUGGAUCCUUAUUACUAUUUCCAAGAAGGCUGGAACAUUUUUGAUAGCAUCAUUGUCAGCCUGAGUUUGAUAGAGCUGGGCUUUUCAGAUGUGGAUGGAUUAUCUGUUCUACGGUCAUUCAGACUGCUUCGAGUCUUCAAGCUGGCGAAAUCUUGGCCAACUCUGAACAUGCUGAUAAAGAUUAUUGGCAACUCUGUGGGUGCUCUGGGAAAUCUGACCUUGGUCCUGGCUAUUAUUGUCUUCAUUUUUGCUGUGGUUGGCAUGCAGCUGUUUGGCAAAAGCUAUGAUAAUUGUAAGUGCAAGAUUUCAGAGGACUGCUCACUUCCACGCUGGCAUAUGAACGACUUUUUCCACUCUUUCUUGAUUGUGUUCCGAGUCCUUUGCGGAGAAUGGAUAGAAAGCAUGUGGGACUGUAUGGAAGUUGCAGGUCAAGCCAUGUGCCUCAUUGUGUUCAUGCUGGUCAUGGUGAUUGGAAACCUCGUGGUCCUGAACCUCUUUCUGGCUUUAUUAUUGAGCUCCUUCAGUUCAGACAGCCUUGCUGCUCCAGAUCAGGAUACAGAUGCGAACAACUUACAAAUUGCCAUAGCAAGGAUCCAGAGAGGAAUAGAUUAUGUAAAAAGAAAAAUAUAUGAGUUUGUGCAAAUCACCCUUUUGCAAAAAUGCAAGGCCUCCACUGGAAUCGGCUCAGCUGACGGGCAAAACGGCAAGAAAAGUGGGUGUGUCCCCAACCACACUGUAGCUGACUAUUACAAUGACAGAACCACAACUACCAUCUACGUGGACAGCGGUGAUCACAUGUCAUUCAUCAACAACCCAAACCUCACGGUGACCGUACCGAUAGCUGCAGGAGAGUCUGAUUUUGAACACCUAAAUACAGAGGAAGUUAGCAGCAUAUCCGAGCUCGAGGAAAGUAAAGAGAAAUUAAGUAUUUCCAGCACCACUGAAGGCAGCACAAUUGAUGUUGCUCCCCUGGGAGAGGAGGAAGCGGAAGAUGCAGCAGAAGACCCAUCGCAACCAAAGGCUUGCUUUACAGAAGGCUGUGUACGGAGAUUCAAAUGCUGUCAGGUCAGCAUAGAAUCUGGAAAGGGCAAAUUAUGGUGGAACCUUCGCAAAACCUGCUAUAAAAUAGUGGAACACAACUGGUUUGAAACCUUCAUUGUCUUCAUGAUCAUUCUCAGCAGUGGUGCUUUGGCUUUUGAAGAUAUAUAUAUAGAACAGCGCAAGACUAUCAAGAUUGUACUUGAAUAUGCAGAUAAGAUCUUCACAUACAUCUUCAUUCUGGAAAUGCUUCUGAAGUGGGUAGCUUAUGGGUUUCAAGCCUAUUUCACAAAUGCCUGGUGCUGGCUCGAUUUCCUGAUAGUUGAUGUUUCUAUAGUGAGUCUAAUAGCCAAUGCCUUGAACUUUGCUGAACUUGGUCCCAUUAAAUCACUUCGGACACUGAGAGCGUUGAGACCUCUGAGAGCAUUAUCACGAUUUGAAGGAAUGAGGGUGGUAGUGAAUGCUCUGGUAGGAGCCAUACCCUCCAUCAUGAACGUGCUUCUCGUGUGUCUUAUAUUCUGGCUAAUUUUCAGCAUCAUGGGCGUCAAUAUGUUUGCUGGCACGUUCUACUUUUGCAUGAAUAUUACAGAUCAGAAGAUGAUGUCACCCUUAAUAGUUGAGAAUAAAUCAGUUUGUGAAAGUAUGCCAAAUGUAUCCAGAUGGACAAAUGUUAAAGUGAACUAUGAUAACGUGGGGGCCGGAUACCUUUCUCUACUUCAAGUUGCCACCUUUAAAGGAUGGAUGGAGAUAAUGUUUGCUGCUGUGGAUUCCACAGGUUUGGAUCAACAGCCCAGAUAUGAGGCCAACCUGUACAUGUAUCUUUACUUCGUCAUCUUCAUCAUUUUUGGAUCAUUCUUCACCUUGAAUCUUUUCAUUGGUGUCAUCAUUGAUAAUUUCAACCAGCAAAAAAAGAAGAUAAGAGGACAAGACAUUUUUCUGACAGAAGAACAGAAGAAAUAUUACAAUGCAAUGAAAAAGCUGGGGUCCAAGAAACCACAGAAACCCAUACCCAGGCCAGCAAAUAAAUUCCAAGGCUGGAUUUUUGAUUUUGUAACCAAGCAAGCCUUUGACAUCGGGAUCAUGGUUCUCAUCUGUCUCAAUAUGAUCACCAUGAUGGUAGAAACAGAUAACCAGGACCCCUCUGUGGAAGACACUUUGUACUGGAUCAAUGUGAUUUUCAUCAUCCUUUUCACUGGGGAGUUUCUCCUGAAAUUGAUUGCGCUCCGCUAUUAUUAUUUCACUAUUGGUUGGAAUAUAUUUGACUUUGUGGUCGUCAUUAUCUCUAUUAUAGGCCUCUUCCUGUCAAAACUCAUUGAACAAUACUUUGUGUCGCCCACUUUGUUCCGAGUGAUCCGACUUGCCAGGAUAGGUCGCAUCCUGCGUCUCAUCAAAGGUGCUAAAGGGAUCCGCACUCUGCUUUUUGCCUUGAUGAUGUCUCUCCCUGCCUUGUUCAACAUCGGCCUCCUCCUUUUCCUGGUCAUGUUCAUCUAUGCUAUAUUUGGAAUGUCCCAGUUUGCCUAUGUGAAAAAGGAAGUUGGGGUUGAUGACAUGUUCAACUUUGAAACAUUUGCCAACAGCAUGAUCUGCCUCUUCCAAAUCACCACCUCUGGGGGCUGGGAUCGCUUGCUGGCUCCCAUUCUCAACAGCAAUGCACCAGACUGUGACCCUGAAAAAGUCCACCCAGGAAGUUCAGUGAAAGGAGACUGUGGCAAUCCUUCUGUUGGGAUUUUCUUCUUCGUCAGCUACAUUAUCAUCUCAUUUCUGGUUGUAGUCAACAUGUACAUUGCUGUCAUUCUGGAGAACUUCAGCGUUGCCACAGAAGAAAGCGCUGAGCCUUUAGGCGAAGACGAUUUUGAGAUGUUCUAUGAGGUUUGGGAAAAGUUUGAUCCGGAUGCAACCCAAUUUAUAGAGUACUGCAAACUCUUUGAUUUUGCAGCUUCUCUGGAGCCGCCUCUUUUGAUACCAAAGCCAAACCACCUCCAGCUUAUUGCAAUGGAUCUUCCCAUCGUCAGCGGCGACAGAAUUCACUGCCUUGACAUCUUGUUUGCUUUCACGAAACGUGUCUUGGGCGAAAGCGAUGAAAUGGAUGCUCUCCGUGUUCAAAUGGAAGAUCGGUUUAUGGCUGCCAACCCUUCCAAAGUCUCCUAUGAACCCAUUACAACUACUCUGAGACGGAAACUGGAGCUGGAGUCCGCUAAAGUCAUCCAGCGAUCCUAUAGGCGGUAUCGUGCCUCAAACCCGGUGCGUGAACCUUCGUUCGUAUAUGACAAAGGCAAAAACAAAUUGGACGCUGAUAAGUUGAGCUUGAACUUGCCCCUGGAAACGAGGAAGAGGAACUCCUCCACCACGUCACCGCCUUCAUAUGACAGUGUGACAAAGCCAGACAAAUACGAACAAGAAAAGUCAGAAAAAGAAGAAAAAGGCAAAGAUGACAAGGAGAGCAAAAAGUAAAAACGAAAGUGAACGUGUGAUCCUGUCUAUAGCAAAUUUGUUUACAGCAUAAGGAAGUUACCACUGAUAACUGAUAGGGAUUGUGCUGGAUGUUUAUGGCAAACUGCCUGUUUCUACAGUUAUCCAACAUAGUACACUUGCGCACCCAAGGCCAGCGUUGAACAUAAAUAAGGCAAUCGUCAUGUUAUUGUUGGCUGAAUAGUAGGGUAGCAGACUUGUGAGGACAAUGCUGUGCUUCAAACCAAGAGGCAUGGAUGAAGAUGGAAGCGCAAAAUAGCUACAAACUGUCAGGACACGUUCAUAAUUGUGUCUAUCGUAACAAAAAAAUACCCACCACUGCUGAAGUAAUUGUAUCCACUGUGUGCAUCCCAAUCGCCACAUGUGUCCUGUUUGACAAAUUUCUCUUGGUACCCCCAUUUUUCUGUUUACAAAUUGCUGUUUGAUUAUAUGUUGAGCAAAGGAGCGAGGUGUGCUCUCUCAUAUAUUUGUUUACAUUCAUUCCCUCCCUCCCCCCACCGUGCCACCCUUUAUAACUUAGGAUAUGGAUGUGAUAUUUUGGACUUUACCCAUUGUGGGUGUGGUCCAAUACAAGCAUUUAGCAGAAAACCCUGGGUCUGCUGCAAAGAGAUGGCUUUCUAAAGAAGCAUGUGGGGUAGGCGGAACAGUCAGAAGAAAGGAAGAAGUGUCAACUUUGUUAAAGGAUGCCAUUGUGUAUGUGCCAGGUUCCGUUUAGAUAUUAAGUUAAGCAUUGGCUGUGCUUGCAUAGAUGCUUAAAAAUCAAACUGUCUUUGUAGAUAUGCAGAAAAGGACAAGGUUAGUCAAAGGUUACAGCCCCCACACAAUCCAUGCAGUCCCCACAUUCUGUCUCAAGAACAAAUAAAAGCCACUGCUAAAAAUUUGUUAAUCAAAUCAAGCCCCAUGUUGGGCAAAAGAUUCCUGCAGUGCAGGAGUUUGGAGUAGAUUACCCUAGCGGUCCCUUCCAACUCUACAAUUUUGUGAUUCUAUGAAAUAAAUUCAAAUCCUGAUCUGGCCUACCUUUAGUCUAUUCCAGAGAGCUCCAUGGUGAGAAAAGAAACGGGAGGGCGAACAAUUCAAACUUCCAGUAUGAAAAGAAAAGCUCAGAGGGACUCCUCGGAACAACCGACAGGUGCUCAGCUCCUCAACACACAAGGAAUGAAAAGGGGCAGUGAGGAGGAGAUGCAAGGCAGGAAAAAAAGCCCAAGUGGUAAGCAGAAGCUGAGAAUAGCAUCAGACAAUACUUGGCAGGCUGGAGAGGAGGCACACACAUCUUUGCAAAGGUCCGCUCCAGGCAGAAGUAGCCUAUGACGUGGUUCUCCAGGGAGAGCCACCAGCUGCUACAGGGGUGCAACCCUCACCCAUAAUCCCUAGGGUGAAACUUGAGGCAUUGCAACCAACACCAUAAAGGCAUGUGCUCUCUGAUUUUGGUGGGGCUGCUAGACUGCAA